CAUGAAUGGAAGUACUGCUACAUGUAGUCAUGUGAUGAGCUUUUGGGGGCAUGUCACUAUCACACUUGACCAUGGAGCAUGGUGAUGUAAUCGACAUUGAUGACCUCCUCGGGGAGUCAUCUCCAGAGCAGUCAUCCCUUCCCUUAGAAGAGUACAACCUUGAUGACUUCUUAGACACUGCUCUACAUGAAGGGGACAAUGGAAAGUCUGGCAAACAAUAUUCAGGCAAGUCCCGGCUCCAUGCUCACAAAAGCAAAAGAAAUCGAUCUGGACAAAGUGGCACAGAGGAAGGAAAGUUACCUCAAUACCAGCAGGAUGAUGCUACCGAGGUGUUCCUAGAGUCUCUUCUGAGUACCAUCAAGCCAUGUGGUGACAAGAAUGACGUCACCUUAGACAUCAACUCAGACGAGCUGAGGAAAUUCAUUGCUGAAUAUCAGGUACAUGAUGGAGAGUUGGUCACCAUACAGUUGGAUGGGGCAAGGCGGCCAACAGAAGACGGGGCCUCACUUAGUUCAAGCGCUUCAGAGUCACUGGACAGUUCACUCUCCGGAGAAGGAGUUGGCGGGUCGAAGGUCAAGCAGAAUAAGAAGAUGAUGAGAGGAAUGAGGCUUCUGGUUGCCAACCUCCUCCGAAGCAAGACAACGGCCAUGGCCAGCCCGACACUGGGGAGUGAAGACGAAAGACAGAAGGAGAUACGUCGGCAGAAGCUCAAGGAUAAAAGCAAGCGGAGGGAAGAGAAAGCCUUUAUGAAUCAUAGUAGUGAUGGACAGUCAUCUCAGAGUGAUGUCUCGAUAAAUCACACCACACCUGCUGUAUUGAAAAAUCCCACCAAAAUAGAUGCUACUACUGCUGUGUGUAAUGCAGGUGGAGUGAAUCCAAGGAAUAGCCAAUGUACUGACAGACAUGAAGCGUAUGCAUCAAGAACAAGUGAAGAAGUAGCCAAGGUCUUUACAUUUGCAGUUGAAGAGGACAAAUCGAGUUUGGAACACUAUCUUAGAAGCAACCCUAGCAUCAGGGACUCACGGGAUUGUCAUGGUAACAUGCUCCUGCAUGUCCUGUGUCGUCAUGGCAAACUUGAGAGCUUACAGUGGCUGGCGUCUGGACUGUGUGGACAUCACGUCAGUCUGGAAAAUAAUAACUGCUUCACACCAACUGCCAUUGCUGUCAAAUAUGGCAGACUGGAUUGUGUUGAGUGGUUGAUCAAUGAAACCAAGGCCAAAGAUGAGCUUCACUCUCAAGAUAAUAGGUGGUCCUUGCUUCAUAUAGCAUCCCGUUAUGGACAGGAAUCAUGCUUGCGUUGGUUGCUCCAGUUUAUGCAAGAUACCAGCAUCGAUCUUGACUGUCUUGAUCGUCAUGGCAACUCGCCUUCCCACCUUGCUGCUCGACAUGGUCACCUGACAUGUCUACAGACUCUUGUGGAGUUCACCUGUGAUGUUACCAUGGUGAAUGGUAAGAAGCAGACUCCAUGUAGCCUAGCAACCAAGUAUAAUCACAACACUUGUGCUCAGUUCUUGGUGGUGACUGAGACGUGUGUCUCAUUGUCUGAUCAAGUCACUCAACUCAGAAGAGACCUCAGAGAGUACCACCAGGAAAAGGUAGAGCUGAAAGCAAGGCUAGAUGAUGCCAUACUAUGCAGCAAGGCCCUGGUGCGCAUGCAUCCCCGGGAUACCACCCAACGGAUAGAACAGAUCCAACUACAGUAUGUGGAUCUGACUAAUCUCUUGGUGAGAAGAAUCGAUGAAAUGCAUCAAAAGAAAGAGAAAGAAGCGGCUCACAGGGAAUCGUCAUACGCAGAGAGUGGUAAUGAACUAGGUGAUGGUGACAUAGCGUUGUGUAAGCAGCGUGCCGAAGAGCUCCAGGACUCUUGCUCCUGGCUCCUGGAGGAGGAGCAUGCUCGUCAAGCAUCCAGUCAGGAGGGGGAGCUCUCCAGGAUCCAGGAGACUCUGCACAAACUCCAGCAGCAGCCUCAAGGGUUGCCAAGCCAUGUCGGUCAAAGGUCACAGCUAGAGGAUCAUUACAACUCAGAGCCUCUCAAAGACAUGCGGAAGCGGCUAAAUGAAGUGAGUUUACUCCGAGCUGCAAGUCCAUCUGUAAUGAACGUACCGCUCUCUGAGAAGCAAGACAGUGUUAGUUUGAGCAGCAGUUAUACGUCCCUCAGCUCUUCAUCAUCAUCCAUCUCUGUGAUGACGAAUGGUCCACUGGUACCUUCAAGGCACACACUUCAGAAACAAGUAUCAUGGGAAGAUCAACGACAUCAUAUGGGUGCGUCAAGUGAUGUGAAUGGAGGGACGAGUCACAGUGAAACUGGAAGCUCGGCCUCAAGCGUAAGAAGUAUAGAGCAGGAAGAUCUGGCAUCCAGAGUGAAAAGACACUUGAACGAUUUAAUCUCAGGGAAAAGUAAUAGUCAGACGGAUGCCAAAACUGUCAGUCUUCCCCAAAUAAUCAGUAUUAUACAAAAGAUGAAAGAGAAUAUCGAACACCAACCAACCCUUUGCCGACGGAUGGUGUGCCAGCAGCCAGGUUGAAUGGAUCUAAUACUGUGACAUCCGCCAGGA
Messenger RNA from Strongylocentrotus purpuratus (purple sea urchin), 2555 nucleotides. RefSeq lists its product as uncharacterized. Gene Ontology annotation, molecular function: ubiquitin protein ligase binding. The record is from RefSeq and is a predicted model, not a curated record. The coding region runs from base 51 to 2525 and encodes 824 amino acids. The transcript is spliced from 11 exons. NCBI's taxonomy places the organism in Eukaryota, Metazoa, Echinodermata, Echinoidea, Camarodonta, Strongylocentrotidae.